UCCCACUUUUCCUUCUUCCUUCCUUCCUCUGUUUCUCUCUCCCUCCAUCCCCUUCCUUCUUUCCUUCCUACCUUCCUUCCUCUCUCUCCCUUCCCCUUUCCCUGCCCCAAUGGCCGGGGCCCGGGGCCCUUUGCUGCUGCUGCUGUUGCCCCUCUUGCCCUGGGCUUGGCUGGGGCUGGGGCCAAGGGGCGCUGAGGCGGAGCGGCAGUUUGUGAACGAAUGGGCAGCGGAGAUCCCCGGGGGGCCCCAGGCAGCCCAAGCCAUCGCCCGUGAGCUGGACUACGCCCUCCUCGGGCAGAUUGGAUCACUUGAAAAUCAUUAUCUGUUCAGACAUAAAAGCCACCCGAGAAGGUCUCGAAGAAGUGCUUCUCAUAUUACCAAAAGGCUGUCGGAUGACCAUCGAGUAUCUUGGGCAGAGCAACAGUAUGAAAAGAAACGAAGUAAGCGUUCAGUAUUCAAAGGCUCAGCAGAAAAUCUUUUCAAUGAUCCAAUGUGGAAUCAACAAUGGUAUCUGCAAGACACAAGAAUGACUCCAACUCUGCCAAAAUUGGAUCUCCAUGUUCUCCCAGUGUGGCAAAAAGGGAUUACAGGAAAGGGGGUUGUCAUAACUGUGCUUGAUGAUGGCUUGGAGUGGAAUCACACAGACAUUUAUCCUAACUAUGAUCCAGAUGCAAGUUAUGAUUUCAAUGACAAUGAUCAUGAUCCAUUUCCUAGAUAUGAUCCAACAAAUGAAAACAAGCAUGGAACACGGUGUGCAGGAGAGAUUGCUAUGCAAGCAAACAACAUAAAAUGUGGAGUUGGAGUUGCAUAUAGAUCCAAAGUUGGAGGCAUAAGAAUGCUGGAUGGAAUAGUCACUGAUGCCAUAGAAGCUAGUUCAAUUGGUUUCAGCCCGGAUCAUGUGGACAUUUAUAGUGCCAGCUGGGGUCCAAAUGAUGAUGGGAAAACCGUAGAGGGACCGGGCAGAUUGGCACAGAAGGCUUUUGAAUAUGGGAUCAAAAAGGGGCGAAAAGGAAAAGGCUCAAUUUUUGUCUGGGCUUCUGGGAAUGGUGGUCGACAAGGAGAUAACUGUGAUUGUGAUGGCUAUACAGACAGCAUCUACACUGUCUCCAUCAGCAGUGCUUCACAGCAAGGCCUUUCUCCCUGGUAUGCAGAGAAAUGCUCCUCAACACUAGCCACAGCAUAUAGUAGUGGAGAUUAUACUGACCAGAAAAUUAUAAGUGCUGAUCUUCACAAUGAAUGCACCUCCACUCACACGGGGACCUCGGCUUCUGCACCUUUAGCUGCAGGGAUUUUUGCCCUUGCCCUUGAAGCCAAUCCUAAUCUAACCUGGAGGGAUAUGCAACAUUUGGUAGUCUGGACAUCUGAAUUCGAUCCAUUGGCCAACAAUCCAGGAUGGAAGAAGAACGGGGCUGGGCUGAUGGUGAACAGCAGAUUUGGAUUUGGGUUACUCAAUGCUAAAGCACUGGUAGAUUUGGCAGACCCUAAAACCUGGAAAGGAGUGCCAGAAAAGAAAGAAUGCAUUGUGAAGGACAACAGCUUUGAACCAAGGUUGUUAAAAGCUAGUGGUGAAGUUACCAUUGAAAUUCCCACAACAGCUUGUGAAGGUCAAGAAAAUGCCAUUAAAUCUCUGGAACAUGUACAGUUUGAAGCCACAAUUGAAUAUUCCCGCAGAGGUGAUCUUCAUGUGACCCUAACAUCUCCAUCAGGAACCAGCACAGUCUUACUGGCUGAAAGGCAAAGAGACAAGUCACCUAAUGGUUUUAAAGACUGGGAUUUCAUGUCGGUUCACACCUGGGGAGAGGAUCCAACAGGAACAUGGACUUUAAAAAUUGUUGAUACGAAGACUAAUACUGAUGUUGCUGUCCCUCAGUCCAGAAGAAUGCAAAAUGAAGGACGAAUUGUGAACUGGAAAUUGAUUUUGCAUGGCACAUCUACCCGGCCUGAGCACAUGAAGAAGCCUCGUGUCUAUACAUCAUACAACACUGUCCAAAAUGAUAGGAGGGGUGUGGAAAAGAUGGCAGACUUUGUGGAGGACCACACUACACAGGAGAACCUGAGUGAAAAAACCAAGGAGGCAGAAAUUACCAGCAGCAACGAGAAAACACAGGAGAGACCCUCAUCGGAUGCAAUGCUCCGUCUACUGCAAAAUGCAUUUCGGGCCCAGAUGGCUGGCAGUCAUGUACCAAAGAAGAUACUUAAUAGAAACUCCAAUAUUCCAUAUGAACAUUUCCAACAAGCUCUCGAGAAACUAAAUCGAGCCUCCCAGCUGAAAGACUCAGAAGAGUCUUUGUAUAGUGACUAUGUUGAUCUUUUUUACAAUUCCAAACCCUACAAGCAUAGAGAUGACAGACUACUGCAAGCCUUGGUUGAUAUUCUGAAUGAUGAAGAUUAAAAAGAUACAGAGAAAAGCACUAGGUUGGAAAUAUUCACCCGCUUCAUCUCCAUAAUACUCCUCAUUUCAGAUUAAGUCCUGCUUAUUCUGGCAGUUUGCAUGAACACAGCUUUCAUUGCAUUAUAUUUAUGAAUGACCUAAAAAUGAAAAAAAAAUACAGCUUGCUAGAUGUGAGGUAAUCAAUCCUUUAUUCAAAGCAUUAAUUAAUCCUUUCAGAAGGGGCAAACUCCUUCAAGAAUAAAACACAGUAAAACCAUGAUCUUUACAAAACAUUCAAGAUUCAAUGUAGAAAUAUUUUUUUCUAUUAACCCACAAAUAUAGACAUGAUUUUUGGUGAGACUCAUCCCAAAAUUUAAUGCUUUCAGAGACAUCCAUGGAGUACUUGUCUGUUUUUGCCAGGCAACACUGUACAUUUCACAGUGUUUUUUCCCCAGUUUUGGAAGCUAGAUAGGGAUGUCCAUACCUUAGUAACAGAAAAACAUAGGAAAGAUAAUUAAAGAUGGCUUGUUGAAAGCCCAGUCCAGGUCCAAGAUACUCAUUCUGUUGAGUUCAGGAGGACCUUACCUGAGAUCAGAGGAGACCAAAGCUACAGCAAUUUGCAGACGAAAUAAUGAGCGAACAGCUUUCACAAUUUUGUGUGUGUGUGUGUGUGUGUGUGUGUGUGUGUGUGUGUUUUUACAAUGCAACCUGUGCAUGAUUACUCAAUGGGUUUUACACCAAGAUGAUUUCAAUGGGGCUUACUCUCAGUUGAACAGAGUUGCCGUGAAAUACAAGACAGGGCUCUUUUGUCUUUAUUGGCUGUGUAGAAGAGGAAGAGUAAUUUUUAGGCCCAUCAGUCAUGCUGGCUGGGGAUUCCUGUAGUCUAUAAAGUAACUCUUCCAAGCUCUUCAAUACUAUGCCAGUUCAUAGGGAAUGGAACUGGUUCCCAAUGGAAGAUCACCAGCUUUGCCCUUUUAGUGGUAUGAGAGGAAACCUAAUGCUCAGAUUGGUAUUAAAUUUGAUAAUUUUACAAAAUUGCAAACUAUGUACAUACAUUUCAAACAGUACGUCAGUAAGAAAAAGUACUAAAUGAAACAAACAAAAAAAACCCUCUUAAUAUAAAUUCUUAAAUAAUGAAUUUGAUUCAGUUGGCACUAUUUUCAUGCCUCUCCCUGUGAAUGACACAGAGACACAGUUUUGUCAACAUUCAGCUAUCAGACUGAUGAGCUUUUUAGAAGUCAGUGAGAAAACCAAGAAUUUUUUUUUAAAAUGAAAAGAAAAGAAAUGGGAAAUGUCAUUUUCAAAAAACAAAAAAAGAUACUAUGACUGGGUUAGCUGCUAAAUUAGGCAUGGCAGCGCCUGCAGGGAAUGCACCUUAGUUUGAACUCUGUUCUAAAAUGAAAGCGGUAAGACAGCCAAAAAGAUGACAUAAAAAAAAGAAACAGUGAAACAAAAUGAGGGCAUGGAGCUGGCAAGGUUAAUGAAGAAGAAAGUAAGAGGAUGGGAGAGAAAACACAGUGUGCAUAGAAAGCUAAGGUAGAAAACAUCCUAUUCAUAAUUUCAACCUGCCAAAGGAAGUAGCAAAUCACCAAGGACGAUUCAAAAUAAAAUUUAAAUAUCUUCAAAUUUUUAAAGUUUUUUAAAAGUUUAAAUCUUUUUCCCCACGGGGACAUCUUUGUAGAUGGCCAGGGGUGGAAAUGAUGCAUUUCUCGUGGUGUUUUUGAAUGGCAACUCCCAGUAUUCCUCACUAUUAUCUAAGCUGGCUAGGGCUGCUGGCGGUUACAGUCCAACAACAUCUAGAAGACCACAUGAUUCCUACCCUACCCCUAUUUUAAAUUCUCUUCUGUUGAAGAUACAUCUCUCAAAUGAGAAUUCAUUGUUGUCUUAAUUUAUGCAUUGUGGAGUGAAUGAAUGUAAUUAAAUUAAGCAAACGAAAAGCUAACAGUAGGUUAGUAGAAUAAAUUCCAAUCUUUCUCUCUCUCACGAUUUCUUUGUUUCUGUCUAAUCAAUAUAAUCCUAAUUUCAUACCAAACGAUAGUCCAAUUGUUAUGUUGUUUGUUGUUAAUUGCCAUCAAAUCAGCCUUGAUGUAUAGUGAUGCUAUGAAUAAGAAACCUCUAAGACACCCUGCUGUCAAUAGCCCUGCUCAGAGUCUGCCAAUUCAGGGCUCUGGCUUCCUUGAUUGAAUCUGUCCACCAGUAAAUGUGGUCUUCCUCAUUUCCUACUGCCUCCUUCUUUACUAAGCAUUAUCAUAUUUUCUGAUGAUAUGGCUAAAGUAUGAUAACCUCAAUUUGAUCGUUCUGGCUUCUACAAAGAGUUCAGGCUUGAUAUGCUCUACAGUCCAUUUCCUUGGGGUGGGGGGUUAGUAGUCUGUGACAUUCAUACAACUUUCCUCCAGCAUCACAUUUCAAUUGAGUUUAUUCUCUUCUUGUCAGCUUUCUUCAUUGUCCAGCUUACACAACCAUGAAUAGAAAUUGGAAAUACAAUGGCAUGGACAAGCCUGAUUUUGUUAUUCAAUGAUAUGUCCUUAUACUUGAGUAUCUUAUCCUGCUCUUUCCUAGCUGCCUUCCCGAGACCAAGCAUUUUUUCUUCUUUUUAUCACUAGUUGCUGCAGAUGUCUUCAUCAUAUACUUUAAAGUUACAUAAAUCAUCUGUGGUCAUUAUUUUUGUUUUUGUAAUAUAGGUUUUGACAAUGGUUUUACUUGAACAUUCUUCAAUUCCAACUGCAUGUAGGCCCUAAACUUUAAAGACCUAGGAAGUUCAGUGAUAAAAUGGCCUAAACUAGUGGAAGGAAUGAUUGAACAAAAGCAAAUAACAGUGUUCUCCCUCAGUUCUCAGAACCUGGGCACUAUAUUAUGUACAUCAUAACGUUUUUAGUCCUAAUCGCUAUCUUAUGUAGAUCAUUGUACAGAAUGCUUUCUUGAAAAAAUAGCAGAAAGCAUAACUGUCCAUUGCUUAUUAUCAUUUCACACUUUAAUAACAGCUGCAUCAAUGGCCAGUACCUGAUUCAGGCUAACUCUUUAUAAUAUGUGGUUUUGCUUUUUAUUUUUUCUUUAAGAUCUUAAGAUCAUUGCCUAUAAUGCAACUUAAAGAACCAACAAAAUCUAUAUUUAAAUUAAACUGAUAACAGCUUGUGCUGCUUGAAUGUUUCCAACCUAGAAUGCACUGUACAGAUUAAAUUAUUUUUGUUAGUCUUUUCCUGGUGCCAGUAUGUGUUUUGUGAAAAUGAAAGAUACAAAUGUUUUAUCUCAAAGAAACUAAACAUUAUAUUUUCUUUACAGGUAUUUAUAACAUAUUAAAGCUUUUAUCAGAUGCAAUUUAAAAAGAAUAAAUGAUGACAAACUUUUAAAAUAAUAAAUUAUAACAAACCAUUUUUUUAUUUGAGCAAAACAAAUUUUGUCCAAUAAAGUAUUUUUGAUGGCAUGUUGUAAUGACAGCAGCCACGUGUAUGUGAUGUGAUGUGAUGUUAAAAGUUACAUUUGUUUUAUCGUAGCAAAUGCAUAAUACAGCAUAAUGUGUUAGCAGA
Sceloporus undulatus (fence lizard) is the source of this 5895-nucleotide messenger RNA. RefSeq names its product proprotein convertase subtilisin/kexin type 1 (gene PCSK1). NCBI's taxonomy places the organism in Eukaryota, Metazoa, Chordata, Lepidosauria, Squamata, Phrynosomatidae. The transcript has 14 exons. The record is from RefSeq and is a predicted model, not a curated record. Gene Ontology annotation, biological process: protein processing. Gene Ontology annotation, cellular component: Golgi membrane; trans-Golgi network. Gene Ontology annotation, molecular function: serine-type endopeptidase activity. The coding region runs from base 110 to 2392 and encodes 760 amino acids.